GAGGUUCUCAGUUGCUCUUUUAAGUUUGGACAAUGCUCUGGCAAUGACUCCUUGGAUUGUGAACUGAUACUCUUGAACAAAUCCUAGAAUCCAUCAAAUCUGUAGGGUGAAAAGCUCUGUUUACGAGCUGCUCUAGGGAAUUGAGUUCACGAACCAUGUUGGUCCUUCACAGGUUCUCACCGAUUCUCUGCAUUUUAUUUCUCUUCCACGUCUUUUCUAGUGAUUUAGUACAGGGAAGAGUUCAUCACCAUUCAAAGCACAGGAAUUCUUAUGUUGAAGCCUCCAUUUUUGAACCACAAUCACCAUCACCUUCACCUUCACCAUCACCGUCAAUGUCACCUUCACCUUCACCUUCACCAGUUAACUCAAGCUCUUAUAACUCUUCCUCACCUUCACCCUCACCCUCACCUUCACCUUCACCUUCACCUGUUAAAUCAAGCCCUUAUAACUCUUCCUUACAUUCUCCAACACCUUCGCCUUCACCAGUUAACUCAAGCUCUUAUAGCUUUUCACCUUCACCUUCACCUUCACCUUCACCUUCACCAGCAAACUCAGGCUCUUAUAACUCUUCCUCCUCUCUGGAUGUAUUUGAUGUGAGAUAUUUUGGAGCUAAGGGUGAUGCCAUAACUGACGAUACAGAGGCAUUAAAAAAAGCAUGGGCAGCAGCAUGCCUAGUAGAAAUGGCUAUUCUUCUUGCUCCAGCAGGCUUUACCUUCAUGAUACAAUCCACAAUUUUUGCAGGCCCUUGUCAACCUGGACUGAUUUUUCAGGUGGAUGGCACACUGAUGGCACCAGAUGGCCCGGAUUCCUGGCCAAAGAACAAUAGUAGGCGGCAAUGGCUAGUUUUCUUCAGAGCUGAUGGCUUGAGCCUCAAAGGAGGUGGACUUAUUGAAGGAAAGGGAGAAAAAUGGUGGAACCUCCCUUGCAAACCUCACAGAGGCGUAAAUGGAUCGACAUUACCGGGGCCUUGUGAUAGUCCUGUUGCAAUACGGUUCUUCAAGAGCUCAAAUCUCACAAUGAAAGGUCUUAAACUUCAGAACAGCCCCCAAUUUCAUAUCAUAUUUGACAGCUGCCGAGAAGUCUUUGUGGACUCUAUUUUCAUAACUACUCCUGCAUUAAGUCCCAACACGGAUGGCAUUCAUUUAGAGAAUACAGAAUCUGUUAGAAUUUACAAUUCCAUCAUCUUCAAUGGUGAUGAUUGCAUAUCAAUCGGAGCAGGGUGCAUGAAUGUUGAUAUACAAAAUGUAACUUGUGGACAUAGCCAUGGCAUCAGCAUAGGAAGCCUAGGCAACCAUAACUCACAUGCCUGCAUAUCGGAUGUUAGAGUACGCAACACAGUCAUAAGGAAUUCAGACAAUGGAGUUAGAAUCAAGACAUGGCAAGGUGGCGCUGGAUUAGUAACCGGGGUGAGCUUCAAAGACAUUUGCAUGGACAAUGUGAGGAACCCCAUAAUCAUAGACCAAUACUACUGCCUCUCCAAAGAUUGCAGGAACCAGACCUCGGCUGUGGCGAUUUCCGGAAUUUCUUACUCCAGAAUUCAGGGGACCUAUGAUAUUAGAAGCCCUGCUGUUCACUUAGCAUGCAGUGAUACAGUGCCUUGUGCAAACAUCUCUCUAGCUGAGAUUGAGUUGAUUCCUUUCAAAGGAGAGAGAAUUGCUGCUCCCUUUUGUUGGAAUGCAUUUGGGGGAUCCCAAACACUAACUACUCCACCUGUUUUUUGCUUGCAAGAGGGGGUCCCCAAGGCCAUAGCUGAGACCACAGAUGAUUAUUGUUGAUUCCAUUAGAGAUACCACUGUGUAUAAAAAAAGAAAUUAGGGGAGCCUUGAUCAUGGUA
Amborella trichopoda is the source of this 1834-nucleotide messenger RNA. Its product is annotated as polygalacturonase At1g48100. The record is from RefSeq and is a predicted model, not a curated record. Lineage: Eukaryota; Viridiplantae; Streptophyta; Magnoliopsida; Amborellales; Amborellaceae. Gene Ontology annotation, molecular function: polygalacturonase activity. Gene Ontology annotation, biological process: carbohydrate metabolic process.